GUAGGUAGGUUAUUUUCCUAUCAAAGAAUUAAAUUACAAGUUCAUGGAGUCGGUGAAGGUCCUAUGCUCUUUUGCGUAAUUUGAAAACAAAACCUAACAGUAACACCAAGUAGAGCUUGUUUUCCAUUCCAUCUGCACCGAACUGCGGUGUAGUGUUUGUUGGUGUCUUGAGCAUGGCGACGCAACUGAGCGAUGCGGAACUCAUAACCAGCUUGCAAGCCAGGGUCAAGGAAUUAGAAGCUGAGAAUGCAAAGUUAUUGUCCCAACUUGCUGAUUGCCGCAGUCACGAGAUGGAGAAAAAAGUAUAUGUCCCUGAUGAGAGAGGCGGGAAAUCAAAAAAAGGCAACAGGAAAUCUGAAGAGAAGAUAGAGAAAAUGCCAGGCUAUAACACAAGGUUUAUGAGUCAUCAUAGCAGGAGAUAUGUAGCUUUAAAAGUCAUGUACUUUGGAAAAAGGUUUUAUGGUUUUGCUUCAGAGGCACAAAUGGAACCAACUGUUGAGUCUGAACUUUUUAAAGCUUUUGAGAAAACAAGGCUAUUGGUUGGCGAUAAGAAGGAAUCACAGUAUUCAAGAUGUGGUAGAACAGACAAGGGGGUUUCCUCUGUUGGACAAGUGAUAGCUCUUUUCCUAAGAUCAAACCUCAAGAUAUCUGAAACAAAUAAUGGAAAUUCUGGAGUUGUUUUGGAUGAGCAACAUGAAGGGGAAAUAGAUUAUGUUAGAGUGCUAAAUCGUGUCCUUCCAAAUGACAUUAGAAUUAUGGGCUGGUGUCCUGCUCCUGUGGAUUUCCAUGCAAGGUUCAGCUGUUUAAGCAGGGAGUAUAAAUAUUUCUUUUGGAAAGAAAACUUGAACAUCCAAGCCAUGGAGAGUGCUGGAAACAAACUUGUAGGAGAACAUGACUUUAGAAACUUCUGUAAAAUGGAUGCAGCAAAUGUGCACAACUACAGGCGGCGCAUCAAGUUGUUUGAGAUUUCUCCUACAGAUGUGAGGUACAAUGAUAAUCAACUUUGGGUGAUCAAGAUAAGAGGUAGUGCCUUUCUAUGGCAUCAGGUUCGCUGCAUGGUUGUUGUUCUAUUCAUGGUUGGCAAAGGUCUUGAAUCUCCAAAUGUGAUUGAUAUCCUACUGGACACUGCUAGGAUCCUAAGGAAACCCCAGUACACUAUGGCUUCAGAGGUUCCAUUGGUUCUUCAGUCCUGUGAAUUUGACAACAUUAAGUUUAUGUGUUCAUCAGAGGCGGGAGAAGCGUUGCAUGUACACUUGGUGAAUGAAUGCCAAAUUUACCAGCUUCAAGCUGCAAUCUUUCAUGAAGCUCUUCUUAAUUGUGUGCCUCUAUCAAAUGAUCAAAGCUUGCUGCAUUUUCAAGGAUCCAAGAAGAAAGUUUCCCAUGUCCCUCUUAUGUCACGACCAACUGAGCCAUCAUAUGAAGAACGCCGAGCCAAACUCAACACAGUUGCAUGAAGAUUUCGUUGGUCAUCUCCAUUAUAUAAUCUGUUUGGGUCAGCAUUUGUAAACUUGAUUUUGGAUGAUCAUAAUUUUGUAAAAUUGAUUUUGGUUAAAUCAAUAUGAAUUUUAUUGUUUUUGUCUUUCAAA
Messenger RNA from Glycine soja, 1586 nucleotides. RefSeq names its product tRNA pseudouridine(38/39) synthase-like. Gene Ontology annotation, molecular function: pseudouridine synthase activity; RNA binding. The record is from RefSeq and is a predicted model, not a curated record. Gene Ontology annotation, cellular component: cytoplasm; nucleus. The coding region runs from base 174 to 1454 and encodes 426 amino acids. Lineage: Eukaryota; Viridiplantae; Streptophyta; Magnoliopsida; Fabales; Fabaceae. The transcript is spliced from 15 exons. Gene Ontology annotation, biological process: mRNA pseudouridine synthesis; tRNA pseudouridine synthesis.